This is a messenger RNA of Oncorhynchus nerka (sockeye salmon), 1352 nucleotides long. RefSeq names its product probable G-protein coupled receptor. Gene Ontology annotation, molecular function: G protein-coupled receptor activity. The transcript has a single exon. Gene Ontology annotation, cellular component: signaling receptor complex; plasma membrane; endosome. The record is from RefSeq and is a predicted model, not a curated record. Lineage: Eukaryota; Metazoa; Chordata; Actinopteri; Salmoniformes; Salmonidae. Gene Ontology annotation, biological process: G protein-coupled receptor signaling pathway. The coding region runs from base 1 to 1296 and encodes 431 amino acids.
AUGGAGAAAUCUGGUCCGAUGCUGGCCUCUAUUCCCAAUCGCACAGGGGCCAACCUCACAACUGGCCUAUGGGGACCCAACCCCACAGUCCCCGCAGAGGUGGGAGUGGUCACCAGCUCCCAGUCUCAGAUCAAAGAUCUGAUUGGGCUGUUUGCAAUGGUUACCCUUAAUCUCAUCGCCCUAUUGGCCAACACUGGAGUCAUGGUGGCCAUCGCCCGCGCCCCUCACCUGAAGAGGUUUGCCUUUGUGUGCCACCUGUGUGCAGUGGACCUGCUGUGUGCCAUCCUCCUCAUGCCCCUGGGCAUCAUCUCUAACUCACCCUUCUUUGGCACUGUGGUGUUCACCGUGUUGGAAUGCCAGGUUUACAUCUUUCUCAACGUGUUCCUCAUCUGUGCCUCCAUCCUCACCAUCACCGCCAUCAGUGUGGAGCGCUACUACUACAUCGUCCAUCCCAUGCGCUAUGAGGUGAAGAUGAGCAUCAAUCUAGCCAUCGGCAUAAUGCUCCUCAUAUGGGUCAAGUCCAUCCUUCUGGCCCUGGUCACCCUGUUUGGUUGGCCUGCCUACGGGGCCCACAGCUCCAUCUCUGCCAACCACUGCUCCCUCCACUGGAGCCACAGUCGGUUGAGGAAGGUGUUCGCCGUGCUCUUCAGCGUGGUGUGUUUCCUGUUACCUGCCAUUGUCAUCUUUGCUGUCUACUGUAACGUGUACAAGGUGGCGCGCUCGGCUGCCCUGCAGCACGCUCCCGCAACAACCACCUGGGCCUCGUCCAACCCAGCCAAACGUGCCAACCGUUCUGACUCCAUCAACAGCCAGACCACCAUCAUCACCGCCACACGCAGCCUGCCCCAGAGACUGUCCCCUGAGAGGGCAUUCAGCGGGGGUAAGGCUGCCCUCACCCUGGUGGUCAUUGUGAGCCAGUUCCUGCUCUGCUGGCUGCCUUACUUCUCCUUCCACCUGCACUUGUCCUUCAGAUCGUCCCUGCAGAGUCCCGGGGACGUGGAGGAGGCCGUCACCUGGCUGGCCUACUCCUCCUUUGCUGUCAACCCUUUCUUUUAUGGCCUUCUCAACAGACAGAUCAGGGAGGAGUUGGUCAAGUUCCGGCGCUGCUGCUCCUCCGGGCCGGUGGAGCUGGUGGCCUCCAGCCAUGAGGGCUCCUUUCAGGAGAACUUCCUCCAGUUCAUUCAGAGAACCAGCAGCACGGCUGACAAGCGCUCCAGCUGCACCACCUCCAGCCCCAGGAACACUCUGGACCAGGGGAUCAGAAUACCUGGCCAGAUACCAGAGGAGCAUGGCUAAACAGAGGACAGUGGAUAGCACACUUCAAUUUGGACUGUUAAUAUGACAGCCAUCGG